AUGGGCAGCACCUGUCCAUCACCCCUUUUAGGGCCUCAGCGACCAUUCCUCCUUUUCCUGCUCCUAUGCAUAUCCCAACUCUCCGCGGCGUUGAAAUUCGAUCUCCACGCAAUCCCUCAAAAUGGGAAAAAUGAACGGUGUAUACGUAACUUCGUCAAUAAAGAUCAGCUAGUUGUUGUCACGGCGAUUGUGGGCGGGCAGAAGGGCGACGGGCAGAUUGUCAAUAUGCAUAUCAAGGACUCAAUGGGAAAUGAUUAUGGCAGACCCAAGGACGUUGUUGGCGAGAAACGACAAGCCUUUACCUCCGGUGCAGAUACCGCAUUUGACGUGUGCUUCGAGAACAUCCUCGUUAAUGGUCGGCACUCCGGCAAUUUAUUCCGCCCCAUUGAACUGGACAUUGACAUUGGCGCCGACGCGCGAGACUGGUCCGCCAUCCAGGCACAGGAGAAGUUGAAACCCGUUGAGGCUGAUCUGCGCCGUAUUGAAGCGAUGGUUGGUGAGAUAGUGACGGAGAUGGACUACAUGAGGACCCGUGAGCAGAAGCUGAGAGACACCAAUGAGAGCACGAAUGAGCGGGUUAAAUGGUUUGCCUUUGGAACUAUGGGAAUGCUUGUUGGACUUGGCGCAUGGCAGGUUGUAUAUUUAAGGGCGUAUUUCAGGUCGAAGCAUCUUAUCUAG
Molecule: messenger RNA, 678 nt
Organism: Paracoccidioides lutzii Pb01
Product: endoplasmic reticulum vesicle protein
Exons: 4
Coding region: 1-678 (225 amino acids)
Biological process (GO): Golgi organization; endoplasmic reticulum to Golgi vesicle-mediated transport; intracellular protein transport
Cellular component (GO): endoplasmic reticulum-Golgi intermediate compartment; endoplasmic reticulum; Golgi apparatus
Source: RefSeq, a predicted model, not a curated record